Paramecium tetraurelia is the source of this 1641-nucleotide messenger RNA. RefSeq lists its product as uncharacterized. The record is from RefSeq and is a predicted model, not a curated record. The transcript is spliced from 6 exons. Lineage: Eukaryota; Ciliophora; Oligohymenophorea; Peniculida; Parameciidae.
AUGGGUUCUAAGCCUUCUAAAAAACCAGAUCCUCCGAAAUCUAACGAAGCUUAGCUUGAAGAUUAAAUUCCAGUCUAUAAACGGCCUAAAUCUCCAGAUUACGGGCAAUAAGCGAAAAUAGAGGCUGUUGGAAUUAAACCUGAUGAUAAUAUCGAUAGAGAGGCAGCAAAUAAGAGAUAAGCUGAAAAGCAAAGAAAUUCUAAGUUGGAGGGUUAAUAGAAAAUAUAACUUCCAUAAAAAAAGAUAGAAUAACCAAAAAAAAAAUCUUAGAAAUUUGUUAUUUAAUCAAGUUAGCAAAAUAAUAACAGUUUGGAUCUAUCUUAUGAUCAAUUUGUAAAUGGAUUAAAUCAAAAUGAUAUUAAAGAAUUGGAGAGACAAUUGGAAAGUGAUGAAUUGUCUCCAAUUAAUCAAACUAAUACUGAAUCUUAAAAAUAGGCACUAGAUGAGUAGAAAAUUAAGGUUGCUGAAUAAAAAAUAUGGAAAUUAAAAUAAAAAAUUAAGAGAUCUUUUGAUUGGCCAGCUUAAGGUUAAGUAUACAUGGUUUCAGUAACCUUUAAAUAUAACUAUUAAUACAAAACCUAAAAGUUGGCAGUGACAUAACCAUUUGAUAAUUAUGUAAACUCUAUAUUAUCUUGGAAAAAUAAUGCACAAAUGGGUGUAUUCGAAUUUAAAUUAAGAGAUGUAGACAUAUAUAAUACAGAAACAGGGGAUGUUUAAUAACUUAAAUUUAACGAGGUGGAGUUUAUGGUUGAUUAUAAUGGAGUUUUUAUUGGAGUCAAGCAUGAAAAUGAUUUUAUUAAGAAACUUUCGUAAUAGAAGAGAUAUUAUGAAAAAGAAUAGAUAAAGGAAAAAAUGGAUAGGGAUUAAUUACUUAAUAAUUAAUUGAGCAAUCUAGAAAGAUUGGCUAAUAAUAAAUUACAAGUCAAACAAUCAGCCAAGUAAAAGAAAUAAAAACCUGAGGCAAUCAUUUAAAAAACUGAAAAACAACUAGAAUAAUUUUGGACAAAUGCAUUUUAAUGUUGGUAUACUCUAAAUGAAGAUGAAGCUGAAAAAGUCUUUUAUGCAGGUUAAGAAUGUGUAGUUUUAUAAAAGAAAGAAGAGGAUCCAUAAAAAAAGUUAGAAACUUUUCUAAUCAAGAAAUUGCAAGAUCCAGAAUUCUUUAAGUCUUGUUUAAAUUCAGUAAAAACAAUAAAGGACCCAUUGAAAAAAUGGGGAAUGUUUAGUAAUGAAGAAAUAUUAGAAUACUUAGGUGGAGCAAAACAUAGUGUUGUAUAAAUAUAAAAGAAAAUAACCUUUCCAAUUUUGGAAAAAUAUAAGAUUGUUGAGGGUACUCUUAAUAAUAGUGAUUUAACUCCUUUGGUUGUCAAAUGGAAUCAAUGUAGAAAAACAGUUAUUGAACAUGAGAGAGACUUAUUUGUAGAUAUUGAACAAGAAAAAAAAUUAUUAACAUUUAUCUGGGAUAAACAAUUAGAUAUUAAGAUGAAAUUAAGAUCUGAAAAUAUAUUUGUGGAAGAACUUAACAAAUUUAGAGAUGAGUGCGAAUAAGAAUUGAAAGAAAUGUUGUUCCAAUUAUCAACAAUCCCUAAUUUUCCAAUGGAAAACAGACCUAAAUAUAAAGAAAAAUAUUUCUAAAUUUUAUGA